AUGUUGGAAUCGCUUGUCUCAACACUCUUGAAUCGGGUACUGGGAUCUUACGUCUCCAAUCUCAACUACAACCAGCUGCAGAUCGGGAUAUGGUCAGGCGAGGUUGUUUUACGAAAUCUCAAACUCAAACGUGAAGCGCUCGAUAAGCUGGAUCUUCCUGUCGACGUCUUGGAAGGACACCUCGGGGAAUUGACUUUGAAUAUACCAUGGUCCAACUUGAAAGGCAAACCUGUCAUGGUCUAUAUCAAUGAUGUCUAUGUGCUUGCCGUACCAAGGAGCAAGUCUUCGAUGACUGCCGAGGAAAUGGAUGAACGAGAAUAUCAGCAAAAGAUGCGCAAGCUUGCCAACUCUGAACUAUUGAAAUCAGCUCAUCACGACUUGGAAGAUACAGCAAAGAACGAGACAUUUGCCAAUCAACUUAUGACAAAGAUUCUCAACAACCUGCAGUUCAGGAUCACAAAUAUCCAUAUUCGAUACGAAGAUGAUGUGUCAGCACCCGGUCAUCGGUUUGCUGCAGGUGUUACUCUCAGUGAACUUUCAGCGAUUUCAACAGAUGAGAAUUGGAUUCCACAAACCAUAGGCGAUGCCGUCAACACCAUUCAUAAGAUGGCAACAUUGGAAUCAUUGUCAGUAUAUUGGAAUACGGAUACAGAGUCAUUGGCAUCGUUGGAAGAGGAGGAGAGCAACCAAACAUUCAAGCGAUUGAUUGCCACCAAAUCUCAUAUUCCUCAAGAGCAUCAAUAUAUGCUAAAGCCUGUAUCGGGAACUGGAAGAAUCAAGAUGAACAAGAAAUUCGGUGAUGACGUUCCCAAGGUGGAUGCCACAUUGCUAUUUGAUGAGCUGUCCUUUAUCAUCGACAAUGAACAAUAUCGGGAUGCGGUGCUCAUGGUCGACUUGUUCCAUUCUUAUCUCAAACGACAAAAGUACCUUCAUCUUCAUCCCGGGGGAGACGUUACGCCUAAAUCCGCACCUUUGGAGUAUUUCAAGUUUGCCGGCAAGGCUGUUUUAUCAGAGAUCCAUGACAGGAAUUAUCGUUGGACAUGGGAUCAUUUUCGAAAGCGACGUGAUGAUCGACUUUUGUACAUCGACUGCUACAUUGCUGAACAAUUGGAUCGUGCCACGCCCGAGCAAAAGGAGCAAUUGGAUGAAUUGGAGCAUCGCCUUUCUUAUGAAGAUAUACGUUUUUAUCGCAGCAUUGCCAAACCGAAAUUGAAACGUGAAAGAGCUUUACUUGCUGCCGAGGAAAAACGCAAAAAGCAACAGGCUGCAGCAACAAAUCAGGCUGGUGGUGGAGGCUGGUUUAGUUCAUGGUGGAGUGGUACAGCGGCUGCAGCGAAUGAUGGAGACCAAGAAGACAAUAAUUUGGUCAUUACUGAAGAACAAAAACAAGAGUUUUAUGAUGCCAUUGAAUACGAUGAGGAUAAAGCUGCUGCUGCUGCCGCUAUUGAUUUCCCAAAGAAUACAAUGAUGCUAUCAUUGAGGACUACGCUCAACAAGGGUUCAUUCACGAUCAAGCGGGAUCCGCACGCUGAGAAACCAGUUGAAAUUGUUUCGUUGAUCUUUGACACGGUCAUGCUUGGUGCCAUUCGAUACGUCGACUCAUUCAAGUUAUCAGCAGCAUUGGGUGAUUUGCGCUUGUACGAUGGUGUAACGAAGAACACACAAUAUAGGCAGCUUAUUGGUGCGAAGGAAAAGGUGACAGAAGAGGAGGCACAAAAGUUACGGCGACGAUCAAAUGUGGAUCCACAGCUGCUACGUUAUUCAUCAAUCCAAGAUCCAUUUUUCUCGGUGAUGUUUGAAUAUCGGCCUUUGGAUGGUCGCGCUGACAACGCCGUUGCCUUGGUGAUGCGCAAUAUCGACAUUGUAUACAACCCACAUAUCAUUCGAGAAGUGCUUGACUUUUUCAGACCACCCGAGACGAGCGCUGAUAGUAUCAAUGCAUUGAUUGAGGUCGCUGGAGAUACAUUGGAGGAUUUGAAGAAUCAAACAAGGGUCAAUUUGGAAUAUGCGCUUGAGCAGCAUACUACGUUGGAUUUGCGAGUGGAUAUGGAUGCACCCGUUAUUGUUGUUCCUGAAGAUUGUACUGCUGCUGAUUCUCGAGGAAUGGUUAUCGAUGCUGGUCAUAUCAAUGUGGAAAGCGAUCUUGCACCUUCGGAUAUUGUUCAGGAGAUCAAAUCAAAAAAGCCAUCCGAUUACACCAGUGAGGAUUAUGUGAGAUUUCGAUCGCUCAUGUACGACAAGUUCGCUGUGCAUUUGACCCAGACCAAGAUUGUGGUUGGUGAAUCGGUUCAGACAUGUCUUGACCAAGUGAGGAACCCCAAGGAGGAGAACAACUAUCUUCACCUUAUCGAUCGCAUUGAUAUGUCCUUCCAGCUUGAAAUGUGUAUCGUCCAGAAUCUACCCGAUUUAUGCAAUUUCAAGAUCUCAGGUCAUCUUCCUUUGCUAUCCGUCAACUUUUCUGAUACAAAGUACAGGAGCAUUAUGCAAAUUCCACAUUUGAUUGAAGCAACCGGUUUACUCAGCCAUGAUCAAGCCGAUGACGUUUCAAAUGAGCUGAAUGAACCUGAAAAUGUACAAUUCGGAGAUACGCAUGACAACAAAGACAUAUCAAAGCUUAUGCACACACGUCUAUGGAAGCCAUCAGAGGAAUAUGUGGUAGAGAGCGACAGCGAUGAUGAAUCAAGUGAUCAACUUGGAUCCACCACAGCUGCAACAACGACUGUAUCGGUAGCUUCAUCAGGAGACAACAAGAAAUCCAAUGUCAAUAAGCGGAUAUUCGAGCUCAAUUUCCAAAUGGAUAAGGUGUCUGCCAACAUCUUGGAAUCACGAGGAAGUGGAAAGGAAUCUUUGCUCUGUGAUCUCGUUUUACAACAUUUGUCGGUUGAUUAUUGCCUACGACCUUUUGACAUGUCCGUCAACGUUUCAUUAAAGUCACUCUCCGUCGCUGAUAGAAUGAAGCAUGGCAAUGAAUUCAAAUACCUCAUCACAUCCGAUCAAGACGUAUUACAACCUGACAGCAAUCCCACAGCCGAUACCAACGCCGAUGCCAAAGAGCUUGUCAAUGUACAAUACAUUCGUGUGAAUCGAUCAAGCCCCGAGUAUUAUGAAAAGUACAAAGGCAUGGAUCAAACAGCUACUGUGGCCUUAUCCACUCUCAACUUUAUCGUCACUCGAAGCUCGGUGUUGACUUUACACAACUUUGUAUUGAACACCUUUGUCAACGACCAGCAGCAACAAUAUCCAAUGGAUGAAAAGAAGAAAAGCAGCACUUCUCACGAUAGUCCAGAUACGCAACGUUCGCAAUGGCUUCACAAACAACGAGAAUUACAGCAGCAGCAACAACAGCAGCAAAGUAUUCAUGUGACAUUGCUUCUUGACAGUGUUAAUUUGAUUCUCAACAAUGACGGCGUACGACUUGCAACAGCCGAAUUAUCUCAUGGUGAUAUGACAACAGUGAUUGCUAAUGGCACCACCAAAGUAACUGCCAAAUUUGCCAAUUUGACAUUAUCCGAUGAUUUGACGGAGCAUCACCAUGGCGACGGAGCAACGAUAUCUUCCAGUGAGCAGCUUCUCACGAUCCAAGGCGAAGAAUUGAUUGAUUUCCGAUACGAGACAUUCUUGGCCGAACAUAGUGAGACGUAUCCUGGUUAUGAUCAAUCCAUUUUUGUUCGCAUGGGAUCAGCACAAUUUACCUUCCUCGAGGAACCAGUACAUCAGCUUUUAUCGUUCUUGAACAAGUUCGCAGCAAUGAAAUCAGUGUAUGAUCGUGCGCGUCAAGCAGCAUUAGAAUCAGCUCAGCAGCUACAGCAAUCUACGGCAAAGACUCACUUUGACAUUGUGAUUCAAACACCCGUUGUCAUGUUCCCUCAAAUGCAUCAACAUCCAAAUGAUACCGUUGUCGCACAUCUUGGUGAAAUAUGGAUGUCGAAUACAUUUGAAGACGAAGAUGGAGGAUGUUUGAAUGCGAUCAAGGCUGGUAUCCGAUCCAUUAGUUUGACAUCCAAGUAUUAUCACCAAACGCGUGUAUCCGAUCGAUUGGAGCUUCAAACAUUGCCUAUUGUUGACAAGAUUGAUAUUGAUUUUGAUAUCAAGUGCAUUCAUCAGGCACCCAACCAACCAAGACCGGAUAUCGACAUUGUUGGCACUAUCAGUGACAUUCGUAUGCAUUUGACAGAUCGACAAUACACGUUCCUGAUUGAUGCAGCAAACAUGUUUUCGCGUGUAUUUUCUGAAUCACCUGAUGCACAAGUGGAUAUGGUCAUGUCACCACCGCCCCAGACCAAUGAAAAGAUGAUACAAGCGUUGCAAAAAUCGGAUGAGGCUGGACCCAAGACCGAACAUCGAGAUACGGAUCAACCACGCAUACGUAUGGUUCUCUCAUCAAAGACGAUUGGACUAGAUUUAUAUCAACCUGGACAAUCCAGCGCAGUCAUUGAUCUCUCUCGCGUUGCUCUCAACCAAAGUUCUCUUCAAUUGAAUAUGCGAAAGGAUAAUACGAUGCGUAUCGAUCUCAAGGUGACAUCAAUGACAGUGGAUGAUACCAGACCGAAUAUCAAGAGCAAAUUCAAGGAUAUCAUGCCAUCGGCAGAGAAUGGGCAUCACUUCCAAAUGCAAAUGGAUGUAUCAGCACCUGAUCCUAUACGACAUGCUAUUGCCAUGAUCACAUUGACUGAACCCAAAAUUGUGCUCUCGCUCGAUCAUACUUUUAUGCUUUAUCGUUUCUUCAUGACACCCUUUGGUCCUCGAUCCACUGUAAAAUCAUCACCCUCUCGUCCAAAAGAUCAAUCGCAAAAGCAGCAAGAGCAACAACAACAACAGCAACAACAAGGAAUGGACAUCUCCUAUCGCGUCAAUAUCAUCAAGCCUGAAUUCAUCUUGAUUGCCAACCCUGAUAAUGUGGAUUCCGAAGCUGUUGUAUUAUCUGCUGAUGAAUUCAUCUUUUCUCAACAAGCUGUCAUGUCCCUUGCUGUUCGUCAAAUUGGCAUGUUUUUGUGUCGAAUGGACAUGCGUCAAAAUUCAACCUUGCGCUUUAUUCAACCAUUUGAUGUCACCUUGUCCAUGAACAACAACAGCGCUGCAAGAGCAUCGGGCAAUCCAAACACCGAAUUGGCAGUGGAUGUGGAAUCACUCGUUCUCAGACUCUCGUAUCGUGAUGCCAUGCUCGUCACGGAUAUCUUUAACAAGGCCUAUGAACUCUACAGCUCAAGUUUGGAUAAGAAUGAGCCCGCCGAAUCGGCUUCAUCCCCACAACAACACCAAACAGGUCUUGAAAUGGAAUCGUUUGUCAGCUCUGUGGAACAAAGAUUAAUGCAUGAAUCGCUACGAGCCUCAUUCCAAGGAUUACAAAUCGUCUUGAUCGAAGAAGUACAUGAGAUGCCUAUGGUGGAUAUCAAUCUAAGACCCUUCAAUGUGGAUGUAGCCAACUGGUCUCGCUCCCUCUCUGUGGAUGUUGUCUUUUCGACCUACAUGAAUUAUUUCAAUGUCAAGAAUUCCCACUGGGAACCUUUGAUCGAGCCAUGGGACUUCAAGUUGGAACUUUCUCGUCGCAGUACUCGCGCACAGGAUCCAUUGCAUAUUCGUUUGGUGUCGGAUAAUGAUUUGAAUAUCAACAUCACGCAUACCUUCCUCGAGAGUGCAUUGGCAACCUUGAGAUUAUGGGAUAAGCAACGCCAGCUUGCCUACAGCGGUGAGCGUGGAACAGUUGCUCCCUAUCGAUUGCGUAAUUGCACCGGGUAUCGUAUCCAUGUAUGGAACUCUUCUCAAGGCAACCAAUCGGGAGAAACGGUGGUCAAGACAUUGGAUGAUGGUGCUGACAUGCCAUGGUGGUUUGAGGAUUGGCGUCAACGUCGAGAAACCACUCGAGUUAGCAACAACAUGUUAUGCGUGCAAUUGGAUGGUGCAUUAUGGGAGACGAUUCGCAAUAUAUCGGUUGAUACGCAAGGGGAGCACAUGUACAGCCUUCGACCACGCAUCAACAAUAUACAACAUCGAAUUGUGUUUGACGUGAAGCUUGUCAACAAUCUCAAAAUUGUCACUAUCCGAUCUGCCAUGACAAUCGAAAACAACACUCUCCUACCCAUCGAUGUUGGUAUUUUGGAUCCACGUGGACAACACUUUGAAGAUAACAUUGUCAAGAUCGCACCUGGUGAAAGCUAUGCACUGCCUAUUGAAAAAGCAUACCACAAUCGAUUCUGUGUCAGGCCUGAUGCUGGAUUUGGCUAUACUUGGACAAAGGGCGGGUUGCAUUGGAGAGACUUUAUCAGAAACUCGGAGAAGAGGACGUCCAUUAUGUGCCAAGCACAAAACGGUGACAUGCCAAACUUUUUCUUCCAAAUCCAUGCUCGCCUCGAUAAGAAGAAUGCAUUGUAUGGUCAUUAUCCAUUGAUGGCUAUCAGGCUAAGCGCCCCUAUUGAGAUCGAGAAUCUAUUGCCUUACUCAUUCAAUUUCCGGAUCAUUGACAAGACCGCCAAGCAAGAUUUCAGCUCUUUCUUACGCACGGGUGGAACAACGCCCAUCCACGUCAUUGAGAAUGGCCACUUGCUCUUGAUGAAUAUUCACAUGCCGGAUUCGGCCUAUAGCAGCAGCGAAUUUGCCAUCAUCAGCACUCGAGGAACGGAUGAUCUCAAUUUGGAUGACACAUUGCAGCUCGUCAGCUCUGAUAAUACAAAGUUGACCCUUCGUAUCAAUGCUAUGGAUGUGCCUGAUUCCGGGGGUGCUCGCAAGUUUGUCAUUUAUUGUCCUUAUGUGGUGAUGAACAAAUCCGGAUGUCCCAUUGCAAUCAAGACCAAACCUGCUUGGCAGAGCUCUGUGUUCUCGAGUUCUUCAGCGUCAUCCAUUUUCAGAGUCGACAAUAAGCCUGAGCCAUACAUGCUCUCUUACCCCAAGCGUGAUAACGGCAAUCGUUCAUUGAUCCAAGUAGGAGGUUCCGAAUGGAGUGAGCCUAUAAGUUUCGAAGCUGUGGGAAGUUCACAUGGCAUUUCGUUACCAAGGACCAACGGAGGUGAUGAAGUCAACAUUGGCAUUAACAUCCAAGAAGGACAUGGCAAGUACAAGUUGACUAAGCUCGUCACCUUUACACCACGCUUCAUCUUGAUCAACCGCAUGGGAGAUGAUAUUCGUUACAGAGAGCCAGAGACCAGGGCUGAUCACGUGCUCGAAUUCGAUCGGCGUAUCCCGCUUUACCACUUGAGAAGAAAUGCCGAAAAGCAGCUUUCAGUGAAAUUACCAGGCAUCAACAACACUUGGUCGGCUCCCUUUAACAUUCAAGAUAUUGGUACCAUCCACGUUCGUUUGGAUAGCGCUGAUGGCUCUACAGCUGCUUUGAUGCGAGUUACAACCGUACUUGAGGAUGCUACUGUGUUCAUUGUUCUCAACAAGGAAAAUGACGACGCUUGGCCUUACAUGCUGGUGAAUCAAACGGAUGAAGAUAUGACAUUCUAUCAAGAGGAUCCUGUUAUCCUUCGAGAUGAUUACACCGAUCCACGUAUGAGGAAUCACCGAACAAAGCGCUAUCGUCUUCCAGCUCAUACCUCAGUGCCCUAUUCUUGGGAUAAUCCAUCGCUCAAGGACAAAAAGAUUAUACUCAACAUUGCUGGACGUGAACGAAGCAUCAGUAUGCAAGAAAUCGGUAGCCAGCUUCCUUUCCGACAUCAGAACCGUUAUGGACGUCCAUCGAUUACAGCUAUUGAUGUAAAGACCCACCGCACUGCUCAAGUCCUCUAUUUGACCCCUUACAACCAAUCCGAGAGCUAUUAUCGACCCGUAUCAUCCGGCCCAUCAUCUUCUGCCAGCUCAGUCGUAACAAAGGAUGGCUUCGAAACUGUCAGCGUCAAGCAUGUUAUCAACUUUGUCAUGGAGAUUGGAUUUAAGCAAAUUGGUAUCUCGAUGGUCAACAAGCGAUUACAGGAACUUGCAUACAUUACUUUCCGUGGCUUUGAGCUCAAGUUGACAGAUUCCAAUAUGUAUCAAUCAAUAAGAUGGAAUGUACUUUGGGUUCAGAUCGACAACCAACUCCAUGGCACCUUGUUCCCUAUUUUGCUCUAUCCCACAAACAUGACCAAGGAAGGAAAUCAAGAAAUAAUACCCACUUUCCAACUUGGCCUUGACAGAGUUAAGGAUGAUACGCACGGUGUGCUUUAUUUCAAGUAUUUCUCGAUUCUUUUGCAAGAAAUGAGCUUGGAAAUGGAUGAAGGAUUUGUGUUUGCCAUUAUGGACUUUUUCACUUUCAAGAACCAAGAGCCAAAUGAAGCAAGUGAUGAUGAUGAUGGAAAACAAUGGGUAUUCAGCACCGAUGUACCUGAUGUAACACCUUCCACCAACGACACCCAAAUCUAUUUCGAGAUGCUCAACAUCCAACCUAUUGGAUUCGACUUAUCUUUCGUACGAACAAACCAAGCGGAUAAUGAAGAUGAGAACUCUGCGUUGGCAAAACUCGACACUGGUUACAACCCUGUGGUGGAUUAUGCGCUCAAUGUGGUGACGAUGGCACUUGGCAAUAUCAAUGGAGCACCUCUUCGAUUCAAUGCUUUGGCAGUUGAAAAUUUGCGAGCUAGUGCAUCUGAUCUUGCCAAUCGUAUCUCGAUCCAUUACAGUGAUCAGCUUGUCAAUCAAUACCAUAGAAUCCUCGGCUCAGCUGACUUUUUGGGCAAUCCAGUGGGUCUAUUCAACAACAUCAGCUCUGGUGUAGCAGAAUUAUUUUAUGAGCCAUGGCAGGGUAUCAUGAUCAGCGAUCGACCACAUGAAUUGGGCGUUGGCAUUGCAAGGGGUGCUGGCAGUCUUGUAUCUCGCACAGUCUUUGGAUUCACCGAUAGCUUCAGCAAGCUCACAGGAAGUCUUGGAAAGGGAUUAUCAGCCGCUACAUUGGAUCGUCGAUACCAGCAACGACGAUUGAUGAAUAUGAACAUGGCACGUAAUCGACCACGAAAUGCAUUCAGCGGUAUUGUGGAUGGCACCAAUGCUCUUGCAAAUAGCUUCCUCAGUGGUGUCACGGGUCUUAUGGUAAAACCUGCUGAAGGCAUUGCUCAACAAGGUGUGGGUGGAUUCUUUACCGGUGUUGGCAAAGGUCUUGUUGGUGCUGUAACAAAACCAGUGGUAGGCGUGUUUGAUCUUGCCAGCAAUGUGUCAGGAAGUCUUAGGGAUGCUGCCAACCCUGUGGAUCUCAAUGAAAUUGCACGUAUUCGAUAUCCUCGCUUUAUUGGUCAAGAUGGUAUCCUUCGCCCUUACAAUGCACAAGAGGCUCGUGCUCAAGGAUGGCUCAAGGAUGUGGCUGAUGGUGCUUAUCGUAAUGAUGCCUAUUUGGCUUCUUGUCCCGUGCAAAGUGAUCAACGCGUGGCGAUUCUUACAUCCAAUCGACUUAUGCUGAUACGUACUCGUCCUUUGGCUCUCGAGUGGCAGGAACCGUUUACCGAGAUACAAACAAUCAAGGCUGAAAUGACAGGCAUUGCUAUUUACCUGCGUAGCAUGAGCUGGGAACCCUUUUUGGUCAUCACGGAUAAGAAGAAACGGGAAUCCUUCUUUAAAAACAUUGAAGAUGCAGUGGUCAAAUACAAUGCAAACAGACGACCAAGCUUGUAA
Messenger RNA from Lichtheimia ornata, 9573 nucleotides. RefSeq lists its product as uncharacterized. Gene Ontology annotation, cellular component: extrinsic component of membrane. NCBI's taxonomy places the organism in Eukaryota, Fungi, Mucoromycota, Mucoromycetes, Mucorales, Lichtheimiaceae. Gene Ontology annotation, biological process: late endosome to vacuole transport; mitochondrion organization; protein retention in Golgi apparatus. The coding region runs from base 1 to 9573 and encodes 3190 amino acids. The record is from RefSeq and is a predicted model, not a curated record. The transcript has 36 exons.